Molecule: messenger RNA, 773 nt
Organism: Symbiodinium sp. CCMP2456
Lineage: Eukaryota; Dinophyceae; Suessiales; Symbiodiniaceae
Source: the annotation of a GenBank genome assembly
AAUGCGAAGGACGAAGAAGGGUGCGGUGGUCCUUCCAGCAGCGCCCGAGGGGCAGAUGCUCCACAAGCUGAGGGCGAUACGGCCGCAGGCCCUGAAUCCCAUGCUCCUGCGAUACCGGUUGCAGGAUCAGCGUCGAGCACAGAGGGUGCACCCAUUUCCGAGCCCAAGGACACUCCCGGCGCUCAAUCAGACGUGCAGAGUUCCAACAGCCCAGCGGAGAGUCCCCCAAAGACGGGGGCCAAGGGCCCUCCAAAGAAAGGGGGCAAAGCUGGCAAGGGCCCGCCACUGCCUGGAACUACGGGCGAGCUCUGCGCUGUUCCGGAUGCUGCGUCUGCUGUGCCGGAAGAAGCCGCCACUCCUAUAUGUGUCAGCUCACCUUCUUCAGAUAAGGCAGCGCCAAAGCCAAAGGGACCCUUUGCCAAGAAAGGGAAGGGACCUCCGCUACCAGGGCAGGCUGGAAAGGGGCCUGCUGAAGCAGACACGUCCCCCGCGGCAUCUGCGCCAGAAGAGCAGGCCGCGACGGAGGGUGCAAAAGCUGCUGGCCCUCCUGGGAAUAAGGGAGGAAAGGGACCUCCUUUGCCCGGACACAAAGCUGCCGGAGCACCUGCAGAAACGGCUGAAGGCCCCCACCCCAGUGCGGAGGAACCCAAGACAAGCCCAGAAGUACCGAAGACCAAAAGCCCCGGGAAGAAAGGUGGCAAAGGCCCGCCCCUCCCCGGGGCGAAGGCGCCGGCAGAUGCCGAACCCGCCAAAGAUGCGCCCCCCGCCCCAGA